GAAAAGUUGUUCCGUCACAGGCUUUUCUCCCCCCGCACCCAGCCCAGUCCAGUCCAGCGGCGCCGCGGGGGAGAGGGAGAGGGAGGGAUCGCCGGAGGGAGGGAAGGAGGGGAUGGCGGCGGCGGCGAGCUUCGGGCUGAUGGACAAGGCCUACUUCGUGGGGCGGGGCGAGAUCCUCAGCUGGGUCAAUGCCACGCUGCAGCUCUCCCUCAACAAGGUCGAGGAGGCGGCGUCGGGGGCGGUGCAGUGCCAGCUGCUGGACAUGGUUCACCCUGGGUCGGUGCCGAUGCACAAGGUGAAUUUCGAUGCCAAGACGGAGUACGACAUGAUCCAGAACUACAAGAUUCUCCAGGAUGUCUUCAACAAGCUGCGGAUAGGCAAGAAUAUUGAGGUCAACAAACUUGUUAAAGGGCGGCCAUUGGACAACUUGGAGUUUCUGCAAUGGCUGAAAAGAUAUUGUGAUUCUGUAAAUGGUGGAAUCAUGAAUGAAAACUACAAUCCUGUAGAAAGGAGGUCCAAGGGUUGCAAAGAGCGCACCCACAAGGGUCCCAACAAGUCAUCCAAAUCACUUCAAGCCAACAGAUUAUCUAGUGCUAACUCAGCAGAUGGAGGUGCCCUGAAUUCUAAUACUGAUCUUGCUUCUCCAGUUGGAAAAGUCUGUAAUGCUGUUAAUGAAGAGCAUUACAUGGAGCAGAUUCAACAAUUAUCUGAGAAGAUUGCAGAUCUGAAGGUUGCUGUGGACAACACUGAGAAAGAAAGAGAUUUCUACUUCUCAAAGCUGCGUGACAUCGAGAUAUUAUGUCAAAGACCUGAGUUGGAGCAUCUACCGAUGACCAAAGGGAUAAGGAAGAUACUCUAUGCGGCUGAUGCGAAGGAUUCAUCAUUACCUGAGGCUAAUGAAAUAAUCACCAGGUCACCAGGCAUGUUCUCAGAUGAAGCAGAGUGACAUGACAAGUGCCACGGGAUGCAUCGUACCCUCCAAAACCUUUAGUGGAGAACUUUGUGGUUCUCCUACUAUCAAUCUGAGUAGCUCGUAAUGUGUAAAUUAGUAGAAAAUAACACUUGGCAUGGGGAACUGCUCAUGGCCAGUCACCUGCAACUGUCUUCUGUUGUGGCACGGCUUAUCGAAAGACAAAUUUUCCUCAAGUAAGAACACGUGGCUAGUUAUGAUGCACAUUCAUGGAUAACUCCACUCCUGUCCCCAAUCCCCAGAGAUUUGUUACUACACUGAUUUUUGACAGCUCUUUACUUCUUUUCCUUCA
Molecule: messenger RNA, 1262 nt
Organism: Triticum dicoccoides
Lineage: Eukaryota; Viridiplantae; Streptophyta; Magnoliopsida; Poales; Poaceae
Product: microtubule-associated protein RP/EB family member 1A-like
Exons: 8
Coding region: 113-946 (277 amino acids)
Molecular function (GO): microtubule binding
Source: RefSeq, a predicted model, not a curated record